Messenger RNA from Ixodes scapularis (black-legged tick), 734 nucleotides. RefSeq lists its product as uncharacterized. The transcript has 3 exons. NCBI's taxonomy places the organism in Eukaryota, Metazoa, Arthropoda, Arachnida, Ixodida, Ixodidae. The coding region runs from base 5 to 436 and encodes 143 amino acids. The record is from RefSeq and is a predicted model, not a curated record.
AAGUAUGCACGGCGCUGAAGGGAUAAUCCUUUCAGGCCACAGAAACAAGGGUACCACAAGAGCCGGCCAAGGGAAGGGAAUGGGACCUCUUGGUGUCAAAGUAUUGCCUCCUGCAUGGCCAUGCCCCAAACGGUGCAUUUUUUGCCGAGGCACCCCGGCUACUCUUGUGUGGAAAGUGCUGUAUCCUCUAGACAGCGUUCUGCCCGUCACACACUUUGUGAUUUCAAGAAUCACCACUCCAGUGCAGAGCGCCAGUGGCCAUCAUCGUCAGGAGAUCUGGUCAACACGUCAUCAACACGUGACCACAUCACAGGACUACAAAACAGAUUGGCACAAGCAUCGCCUCGGGAUUUGCAGCCAAGUGUGCCAGAGCACCAACCGUAUUAAUAAUCUCUCGCAGUCGGCACAGGUUGUGGGAGCCGAGGGUGAAAGAUGAGGCAGACGGCACGUGACAGGCGGUCGGCGGAGACGACACGAGCUGGUGCAAGACAGUGCGUGCUGUGCGAGGCUAAAGCCGAACAAGAACGUCGGAGCCAAGCUGCCUGGCCUGGCCCAUGGCGAACCCCGGAGCGGUCCACCAUCGAGGUCUGGAGCAAGACCGGUGGAAACGGCGAGCCCUGGCCAUAUGACCUGGGCUAUGACAAUCACGGGGUAGUUCUGCAACGAGACUCGGGCAUUGAUAGCCUGGGACAGCCAGCCUACGCAUGCUGGCGUGGGAAAGACGAUCCGCAGGC